GUUGUUGUUAUUAUUGUGUUCAAUAGUUUUUGGAUUAUGAAGGAGACCGAUCAAAAUGUUUUUUUUUCUCCACAUAGUUUUUUAAGUAUUUUUGUCUUCUGAUUUCAAAUUAAUACAUUAUGGGUGUCCAAGGCUUAUGGAAAUUAUUGGAAUCGGCUGGGAAACCGAUUCCUGUUGAAAAGCUGGAGAAUAAAGUACUGAGCAUUGAUGUUUCAAUAUGGAUGUACCAAAUAAUUAAAGGUGUUCAAGAAAGUGAACAUGGUGCUACAACAAAUGGACAUUUAAUUGUAAUGUUUCAUAGAAUAUGUAAAUUAUUGUUCUAUGGUAUUAAACCAGUAUUUGUAUUUGAUGGUGGUGUACCAGAGCUUAAAAAAAUGACUAUUGCUCAAAGACAAGCUCAAAAAAGUCGUGCAAAAAAAUCAUCUGGAAAAACCAAAGAAAAAUUAUUAAAAAACAUGUUAGAACAAGCAGCCUUAAAAACUGUUAUGAAUGCUGGAAAUGCAUUGACUGAAGAUGAAGUAAUUUCAAAAACUGUUGGCAGAUUGAAUAAAGGAUCUGAAAUUGAUUUGUUUGAGCUACCAAAUUUGCCAAAACCCAUUGAAAUAGACAAAAUUAAAAUACCUACAAAAGAAAAGGAUCAAUCAUACAUGAAUUUAUCAAAUGAAAAAAAUGAAAAUAUUUUAUUAUUAGCCGUUGAAAAUCAAAACAACGAUUUUUUGUAUGCAAACAGUGCCAAGGACAAGGAUAAAAGUUCUCCAGUGAAAUUAAAUGCAUUUUCAUCUAUGCAAAUUGGUGAACUUUUGAAUGGGUUUUCACAAGAUCAAAAACGUUUAUCAGAAAAAAAAAAUCAACAAAAAGCAAAGCGUGAAAUGACAUUCAAUGAAUUAGAAAAGUUUUUAAACGAUGACAAUGAAACUAUUAAAAACAUUGAUGAAUUUAGUCAAAAAAUUGAUUCUGAUCACGAUACUGUUUUUUAUUAUGAGUCUGGUUUCAAUAAAUCAGCAACAAGUAGUAAUUCAGGGAAUAAUGAAGUGCCAAAAAAAAUAAAAACAUCAAAUUUCGAAAAAAGCGUUGAAACUGAAUCAAAGAGUACAAGCCAUAAGAUUCUUACUACUGACACCAUUGGAUCACCUACUUUAACAGAAGAUAUCGAUGAAGAUAUAUUUAAAGCACUUGCUGGUGAUGAAUCCCUUGAAGAAGAUAGAUUAGCAUGGCUUAUCUUCAAUGAGAAUAAAAUAGCUAGUAAAAGACGAUCAAGUGAAUUUGAAUCACCAAAUAUAAAAUGUCCUAAACCUGAUACAGGUUUUAGUAGCAGUUCUGAAGUGUUAACGUCAGAUGUGGAAGAAGAUGUAACUAUGAAAAAUAAUAAAGUUUCUACCAAAAAAUAUUCUUCGAGAAGUAUUUUUAUUACAGAAGAUGAUGUAUCAGAUGAAAAUUUAGAUAAUUUUAAUGAAGAAGAUUAUCUAUCAUGGGUGUCACAUAGUAAAGAUGAACCUAGUCAAACAAAAAUAGAAAAUACAAUUUCAAGUAUUAAUCAUCAAGAUAUUCCAUCUACUAGCAAAUCUUUUUUAUUUCAAGAAAAAGAAGAUGAUGUAUCUAAUAAAAGAAUUGCCAUGAAUCAACAACAAAUCAAUGAAUCAAUAUAUUUUGCAUCAAAAUCUAUAAAAACUGAAGAAUUGAAUACAUUUAUUAAUGAUUCACCCACAAUAGAAUCUGAUAAUUCAAAUGGCUCUCUUUCUGAAAAUUCUGUUAAUUUUUCACCUGAAGAAAGCUUAUCUGAGGACGAUACAAUAUUACAAGAUAAUAAAAACAAACAAAAAUUCAACCAAGAUUCUAAUAAAAAGUCAGAUGUUCUAACAGUUGCUAAAAAUGAAUUUCAAGAAAUAAGUUCAACAAAAAAUGUUAUAAGAGAAAAAUUUAAUUCUCCAACAAAAUUAAAUAAUAUUUCUACAAAACGGCCCGAACCUCUUGACAGUCAAACAAGUUCUAUGAAUGAACAAUAUUUUCAGUCCAUACAAGAUACAUUAAUUAAGCGUCAAAAUGAUUUGGCUAGUUUACAUAGAACAUCUGAUCGAAUGGCUUCUUCUGUUACUCAAAAGAUUACAUCAGAAAUAAAGGGUCUCUUAAAGUUGUUUGGUAUACCAUACAUAACAGCACCAAUGGAAGCAGAAGCACAAUGUGCUUUUUUAGAAAAAAUUGGACGAACAGAAGGUACUGUGACAGAUGAUAGUGAUGUAUGGUUGUUUGGAGCUAAUGUUGUUUAUAAAGAUUUUUUUGAUAGUCAAAAAUAUGUUAAACAAUUUAGGAGUAUUGAUAUUAAACAAAAAUUUGCUUUGUCUCGAAAUAAUUUUAUUCAAUUAGCAUUUCUUGUGGGAAGUGAUUACACAAAUGGAAUUGAUGGAAUUGGUCCAGUAUCUGCUAUUGAAAUUUUAUCUUUUUUUGAAUCCAAAACUAAAAAUAUGAACAUUGAAGAAAAAUUACUAAAAAUUAAGGAGAUUGUCAACUCAAAAGCUGAAGUAUAUUGUGAUAUACCAUUUAUGAAAAAAUUAAAAUCCACUAAAAUUGGCAAUGAUUUUCCUAAUAAAGCUGUUAUUAAUGCCUAUCUUCACCCGAUUGUAAAUGAAUCAAUUGAAAGCUUUAAUUGGGGUACACUCCAAGUGGACUCAAUUGUUCAAUUUGCUCAAACUAAUUUUGACUGGGAUGUUUCUAAAACAAAAAGCAAAUUAGCUCCAGUGUUAAAAAAAGUUUCUGAACGAACAACCCAAACAACAUUAGAUUCAUUUGUGAAAACUCUUCCAAAAUUGAGCAGUACAAAUACUGGUAUGAGUAAACGUGUUAGUCAAGCUGUUAAAAGGUUGCGAAAUGAUAACAGCUCAAUUGAAUCUAAUAAAAAAUCUGGUAAUUCAAAAAUAUCAUUAUCCGAUUCAAAUGAUACUACGAAUAAAAAACGUAGAAAAAAUCUAAAAUAAAUGUUUAUUUAAUUGUCAUAGUGAACAAAACUGUGCCAAAAUGUAUUAUGCCCAAUAUUGCUCGAAUUUUUUUUAAUACAUUAGAUAUUAAAUUAUUUUUAC
Rhopalosiphum maidis (corn leaf aphid) is the source of this 3071-nucleotide messenger RNA. RefSeq names its product DNA repair protein complementing XP-G cells (gene mus201). The transcript is spliced from 16 exons. NCBI's taxonomy places the organism in Eukaryota, Metazoa, Arthropoda, Insecta, Hemiptera, Aphididae. Gene Ontology annotation, molecular function: DNA endonuclease activity; single-stranded DNA binding. The coding region runs from base 120 to 2969 and encodes 949 amino acids. Gene Ontology annotation, cellular component: nucleus. The record is from RefSeq and is a predicted model, not a curated record. Gene Ontology annotation, biological process: nucleotide-excision repair.